[Candida] anglica is the source of this 1614-nucleotide messenger RNA. NCBI's taxonomy places the organism in Eukaryota, Fungi, Ascomycota, Pichiomycetes, Serinales, Debaryomycetaceae. The record is from the annotation of a GenBank genome assembly.
GUAAAAUGUUUCCAAAUAGUAGUACAAAAAAUGAAGUUGAGAACUUAGAGACGAUAUCUGUUGUAUCAAACUCGCAAAACCUAGAUCCAAGUACUAAUUUGAAGCGUAAUCUCAAAGAUAAGCAUAUAUCCUUGAUUGCAUUGGCAGGAAUUAUUGGACCUGGUAUUUUAGUUGGUGCAGGUCUUGCUCUUCGAAAUGGAGGACCAGCAAGUUUGAUUAUUGGGUUUGGGUUUGUAGGAUUAGUUGCUUUCAGUAUGAUGCAAUCUCUAGGGGAACUUUCUACUCUUUACCCUACUGGAGGGGCAUUUUCCACAUAUGGUAAUAAGUUUGUUGAUCCAGCAUUUGGAGGUACAGUUGGUUGGAAUUAUGUAAUUAUUUGGAUCGCUGUUCUUGCAAAUGAAUAUAAUACGGUAGCUGCUAUCUUACAAUUUUGGGGACCAGAGGUUCCUCUUUAUGGAUAUAUUCUUAUCUUCUGGUUUGCAUUCCUUGCAUUCCAAUUCUUGGGAGUGAAAGCUUUUGGGGAAGCUGAAUAUUGGUUGGCAUUGUUUAAAAUUGUUGCAUUAAUUGCAUUCUAUAUUUUCUCCAUUAUUUAUGUAUCAGGUGGUGUGAAGGGAAGACCAAAAUUUGGCUUUCAAUAUUGGAAUGAUCCAGGUGCAUUCUCAAACGGGUUCAAAGGAGUUGCAAAUGUGUUUGUAUUUUCCUCUACAUUUUACGCUGGUACAGAGUCUAUUGCUGUUGCGGCAAGUGAAACCAGAAAUCCCUCAAAGGCUAUUCCAAGGGCAAUUCGACAAACAUUUUGGAGAAUUUUGUUUAUCUACAUGGGGGUUGCAAUUACAUAUGGGUUAACAGUUCCAUAUAAUGACGUCUCGUUAACUAAAGGUAGUAAAACCUUAAAAUCCCCUAUCACCAUUGCAUUGGUUCGUGCUGGUUGGGCAAAUGCUGGUCAUUUAGUAAAUGCAGUGAUUCUCGUGACGUGUAUUUCUGCUAUCAAUAGCUCGAUUUAUAUUGGUUCAAGAACAAUUGUUAGUUUGGCUGCAGAAGGUUCAGCUCCAUCAUUUUUGAAAAGAGUAAAUAAACAUGGGGUCCCAUAUGCCGCAGUCAUUUUAAUGAACUUGUUUGGUUUAUUAUCUCUCAUGAAUAUAAGUACAGGGGCUGCUGAAGCGUAUAAUUACAUUGUUAAUUUAUCGGGUGUUGCUGUAUUUAUAGUGUGGGGCGCUGUAUCAUACAUGCACUUUCGUUUCAGAAAGGCAUGGAAACUACAAGGUAGAUCUGUUAAUGAACUCCCUUUCAAGUCGUUAUGGUUUCCUUGGUUGACAUGGUUUGGGCUUGUCUUUAACAUUUUCUUGGGUUUAAUUCAAGGGUGGUCUUAUUUCAAACCAUUUGACGCAGGGAAUUUUGUUGAUGCUUACAUUUUGAUUCCGGUGUUUAUUAUUAUUUUUGCAUUAUUGAAGGUGAUCAACAAGACAAAGUGGGUAGACUUGAAUGAAGUUGAUUUGGAUGAAGGGAGAAGAAGUGACAUGGAUUAUGCGAUUGAAGAUUAAAGGGAAGGGUUGAUUUUAUUAAUGAAAUAAUACUUUGGAGAUUAAGAAUUAUGUAGCUGUGCAUAGAAUUUCA